AUGUCUGCUUUACCUAAAAACUCUUUCCAUGACAGCUGCCCUGAAAUGGCAGCAAAACUGCUAAGGUUUUUUAAACAAAUGCUCAAUAAUUUUGCCAGUGAUUUGGAUGUCCUAUUGAGUGACCUCUCUCAAUCAUGUCCUUUAACGGAAUCACCACAAAUUAUUACUGGCCGUCGGAUUUUACAAGAUGGAAGAGAAAAUCUUUUUCUCUCUCUCUCUUUCAUAUAUAAUGUCUUUGUGUCUCUUUCUCUCUCUCUCUCUCUCAUAUAUAAUGUCUGUAUGUGUCUUGCUCUUUCUCUCUCUGUUAUAAUACCUGUAUGUACCUCUCUCUUUCUCUCUCAUAUUGUCUGUAUGUGCCUCUCUCUUUCUCUCUCAUAUAAUGUCUGUAUGUGUGUCUCUUUCUCUCAUAAUAUCUGUAUGUGUGUGUGUCUCUCUCAUAUAAUGUCUGUAUGUAUCUCUCUCUCUCUCUCAUAUAUACUGUCUGUAUGUGUCUAUUUUACUCUCUCUCUCAUAAUGUCUGUAUGUCUUUCUCUCUUUCUCUCAUAUAAUGUCUAUGUAUGUCUCUCUCUCUCUCUCUCUCUCAUAAUGUCUUAUCUAUAUGUGUGUGUCUCUCAUAUAAUGUCUGUAUGUGUCUCUCUCUUUCUCUCUCUCUCAUAUAUACUGUCUGUAUGUGUCUUUUUUUCUCUCUCUCUUUCAUAUAAUGUCUAUGUGUCUUUUUUCUCUCUCUUUCUCUCAUAUAUAAUUUAUGUAUGUCUCUCUCUCUCUCUCUCUCUCUAA
Messenger RNA from Acanthosepion pharaonis, 777 nucleotides. NCBI's taxonomy places the organism in Eukaryota, Metazoa, Mollusca, Cephalopoda, Sepiida, Sepiidae. The record is from the annotation of a GenBank genome assembly.